Heteronotia binoei (common prickly gecko) is the source of this 1907-nucleotide messenger RNA. RefSeq names its product Bardet-Biedl syndrome 5 (gene BBS5). NCBI's taxonomy places the organism in Eukaryota, Metazoa, Chordata, Lepidosauria, Squamata, Gekkonidae. Bases 99 to 1127 code for a protein of 342 amino acids. Gene Ontology annotation, cellular component: ciliary basal body; BBSome. Gene Ontology annotation, biological process: intracellular transport; cilium assembly. Gene Ontology annotation, molecular function: phosphatidylinositol-3-phosphate binding. The transcript has 12 exons. The record is from RefSeq and is a predicted model, not a curated record.
CUGCGUGCGCGCUAGAAAGUUUGUCCCUCGUCGCGGCACGUCAGGAGGGUUGCCAAGGAAGAGAGCGGCGGACGCUGAGAAGGAGCUUCACGGUCGUCAUGACUUCUACUGCGGACACUCUAUGGGAGGACAGGGACGUCCGCUUCGACAUCUCCUCGCAACAAAUGAAAAUGAGACCAGGAGAAAUUCUCAUUGAUUGUUUGGAUUCUAUUGAAGAUACCAAAGGAAACAAUGGAGACAAAGGAAGACUCUUGGUGACAAAUUUAAGGAUUAUUUGGCACUCAGUAGCACUGCCUAGAGUCAACCUCUCUGUAGGUUACAAUUGCUUCGUGAAUAUAACAACAAGAAUGGCUAAUUCUAAGUUAAGAGGCCAGACAGAAGCACUUUAUAUAUUAACCAGAAGCAACGCGACACGUUUUGAAUUCAUAUUUACCAAUGUGGUUCCUGGCAGUCCCAGACUUUUUACGUCGGUUAUAGCUGUGCACAGAGCAUAUGAAACAUCAAAAAUGUACCGUGAUCUAAAACUGAGAUGUGCACUAAUUCAAAACAAGCAGUUAAGAUUGCUACCAAAAGAACAAGUAUAUGACAAAAUAAAUGGAGUCUGGAAUUUAUCUAGUGAUCAGGGAAAUCUGGGUACCUUUUUUAUUACGAAUGUGAGAGUAGUUUGGCAUGCUAAUAUGAACGAUAGCUUUAAUGUCAGCAUACCAUAUCUACAAAUUCGCUCAGUAAAGAUCAGAGAUUCAAGAUUUGGCUUGGCACUUGUCAUUGAAAGCUCUCAGACGACUGGAGGGUAUGUCCUUGGGUUUAAGAUCGACCCAGCUGAAAAACUGCAGGAAGCAGCGAAGGAAAUAAAUUCAAUUCAUACAGUCUAUUCCGUUAAUCCUAUAUUUGGUGUGGAUUAUGAAAUGGAAGAAAAGCCUCAGCGCCUAGAAGACCUGACGGUGGAACAGGUACAAGAUGAUGUUGAGAUAGAAUCAGAGGAGCCCACAGAUGCUUUUGUGGCUUAUUUUGCUGAUGGUAAUAAGCAACAGGAUCGUGCGCCAGUUUUUUCUGAAGAGCUUGGACUGGCAAUAGAAAAACUGAAGGAAGGAUUCACCCUGCAAGGACUCUGGGAAGUAAUGGGUUGACAGUAAUUUAAUGAAAUGCAUAGCCAGUAAAAGUCAUACCUCAGUACUUUUUAUAAAGCUUCUACUCCUACCUGUGUUACAGAGAUUAUUAAUAUAUUUUAAAAUAUUAAAAGAGAUUAUGUACAGUGUAUAGUUAUAAGAAGAUAUAUUUAUAAAAUACAUAUUAAUGCAAUGCGUUUAUAAAUUUUCAUAUAGUGCUUUUAACGCUUACAUUUUUAUUUGCUUAAUUAGGACGUGUGUUGAUUUGCUAAUGACUAUAAGUAUUUAAGGAAACAAAAUGGAAAGAUUUGUAUUUCUAAACAAUCACUGUCACUGUGACGUAGAAUGUCUUAGCAAGUAUUUUCCAACUGUGACUUAAUCGUUAAAUCUUAUUCUUAGCUCAUUCCACUAAGGUACAAGACAUCCUGUUAUUUUGGAAGCGUGCUGGGUCCCAGCCUGGAAGAGGCUUUUAUGAACUCUGUCAGCAGUUUGACAGAUUUUGCUCUUUGUAUUUGUCAUAAGCAUCACAUACAUUGUAUGUAGCCAUUCUCUUUUUAUCUGUUCAGAGUAGUUUUUUGCUCUUUUUCUCAAUUAGUUUAAACUUAAAACUGUUUUGACCAUAUUAGCUGAUUCUUCUUUGUCAGUAACAAUGAAGCUACCAGUCUGUAUUCACCGAGGUGGGUGGUAACUAAAGUGUAUGUCUCGUUUUGUUUAUUGUAUCAUAUUUUUCUGUGUUCUACUGCAUUCAGAAAACAUACUUAACAUAUUAACUUGGAAAUAAAUCUAACUGAUUUAAAAUCA